This is a messenger RNA of Drosophila eugracilis, 1080 nucleotides long. RefSeq names its product putative gustatory receptor 89a (gene Gr89a). Gene Ontology annotation, biological process: sensory perception of taste. Lineage: Eukaryota; Metazoa; Arthropoda; Insecta; Diptera; Drosophilidae. The record is from RefSeq and is a predicted model, not a curated record. Gene Ontology annotation, cellular component: membrane.
AUGUCGCGUUUGCCGCACGUCUGCGGUCUCUGUUUGCUGCUGAGAUUUUGGCAGCUUUUGGCCUUGGCCCCGUUUCGAGUUGGUGGGCGACUGGGUGCCAGGUGUCAGCGAUGGGUGACCUUGAUGGCACUUUUCAGGUGGCUUCUCCUGACUUCGGUUGCUCCAUUUACCCUGUGGAAAAGUGCCGCCAUGUAUGAGGCCACCAAUGUCCGGCAUUCAACGGUCUUCAAGACCAUUGCUUUGGCCACCAUGACGGGAGAUGUCUGCAUUUCCUUGGCUCUACUAGGAACGCAUCUCGUAAAACGCAAGGAGUUGGCCACUCUGGUGAAUGGCUUGACCAGAUUGCAUCGCCGGAGAAGAUUAAGUUGGUUUUCAACCGUAUUCCUGUGGCUAAAACUCCUCCUCUCCCUCUACGAACUUUUCUGCAAUAUACCCUUUCUCGAGGGAGCAGGCAGCCGACUGCCUUGGUCUCAACUGCUAGCUUUUGGAGUCCAGCUUUAUGUCCAACAUGUUACCAGCGUCUAUGCCAAUGGUAUCUUCGGUGGCAUGCUACUAAUCCUGGAGUGUUACUACCAACUGGAUGGCGAGGACACCAUCCUAGCUAGACUUUUAAAAAAGGAACGCAGCUGGAUGAGAUUGGUCACGAGAUUCGUGAAGGUCUUUCAGCUGGGCAUCUUUCUGCUGGUCAUCGGCAGCUUCAUCAACAUUCUGGCCAACAUGUACGCCUUCAUGUCCUACUUUGUAUCCCUCCACGGGGUUCCUCUAACCAUUUCCAAUAAUUGCCUUAUCAUGGCAGUUCAGCUGUACGCUGUUGUCUUGGCAGCUCACCUUUGCCAGGUGAGAUCUGCAAGCUUAAGAAAAGUCUGUUUGGAAAGGGAAUAUGUUCCGGAUGGAUUGUUACAGGAUCAGGCCAUGGCUGCAACACCAUUUCCUUUGGUCUCACCCACUGGCAAUGUCAAGUUUCAUAUUUUAGGCCUCUUUACGGUGGACCACUCCUUCUGGCUUUUCCUGGUCUCCUAUGCCAUGAACUUUAUUGUGGUAAUCCUGCAGUUUAGCCUUGAGAAUAUGGCACAUGCUUGA